UACUCAUAUUUUAAGAACAUGGCGGUAUAUGUCAUUGUUCUGAUAAAUUGAAUUAUUUCAAAACUAAUUAAUACUGAAUAUUGAGUAUGUGUUACAUACGGUAUUUCUAAUUUUAAGAGGCCAUAGUGUUAUUUCUGUUUGAAAGAAUUAACAUUUAUAUGAAAAGACUACAAGUUUCAAUUUGGAAAAAUUCUGGGAGUCCUGUUAUUUAUUAUAAACAAGAAGGAAUAUUGAUUAUAUAAUUCUUGAUAAAAUAAUUUCAUAUUUUAAAUUAAUUCACAAAAGACGCAAUGUCUUACCCCGGUAGACCUCCUAUUAUGCAAGGAUUACCUAUGGCUUAUAUGCCUAUGACAGGUCCUGCACCUCCUUUGAUGCCAGCAGUGAUGCCGCUUCAACAUAUGGUUCCUGUCCAGGUGACUACAGCCACCCAGAUUCGGGCUUUCCCAAAAUUGAACCCUAAUAGAGAUCAAAUGAAGCAAAUGCAAGGCCCAGCUGUGACAGUUUUUGUCGGUAAUAUCACAGAAAAAGCUCCAGAUACUAUGAUAAGACAAAUAUUAGCUACGUGCGGCCAUGUUAUUAGUUGGAAGAAAGUGAAAGCUUUUGGAUUUUGUGAACUGGCUGGACCUGAUGCUGGACUCAGAGCUGUAAGAAUACUGCAUGAUUUAAUGGUGGGUGACAAGCGUCUGGUUGCUAAAGUUGACGCCAAAACAAAAUCUGUUUUGGAUGAAUAUAAAGUUGAACGUAGGAAGAAAGAAAGAGGAUCUCCACUUCAAGAUGAACAAGAAGAUGAAUUGGACGAUGAAACUCUGGCCAUAGAUCAGCAAGCUAAGCAGAAAAUUAAAGAAAUUUUGGCGGAAUAUGAGGAUGAAAUGAAUAACUAUGAAGCUAAAAGAGAGGAGGAAGAAAUCAAAAAGGCCAAUAGAGUUCUAGAGGAGGCGGACGUGGAAGAAGAGAAACGUGAUCUUAUUACUAGGGAAAUUGGCAAGUUCCGAGAAAUAAUGAAAAAACAAGAAGAGGCGAAAAAAGUUAAUAGGAAGAAACGAGAAGAAAAGGAUAAGCACAGGGAAAAGUCGAAUUCACACUCCCCAAGCCCCAGAAGAAAAGAAAAAGAAGAGAGAAAACGAAAAAGAUCCAGAUCAAGGUCACAUGAAAGAAGCAGUAGAGAAAGAGAUCGAGAUCGCGAGCGUGAACAACGUGAGCGUGAGCGGGAACGCGAAAGAGAAAAGGAACGUGAGAAGGAAAGGGAAAGAGAACGAGAAAGGGAACGUGAAAGAGAGAAGGAGAGGGAACGGGAAAGAGAAGCCAGAGAACGGGAGCGAGACAGAGAAAGGGAACGAGAGAGGGAUAGAGAACGCGAUGACAAAAAGAGUGCCAAAGAUCUUCUCAGGGAAAAAGAGAUGGAAGAAGAAGCUAAAGAGAAAAAAAAGUCUGAGAGGAGAGCUAGAGAAAAGGAAGCCAUUUACCAAGAAAGGUUGAGGGCUUGGGAAUCCAGAGAAAGGCGAAAAGCAAAAGAAUAUGAAAAAGAAAGGGAAAAAGAAAGAAUCCGAGAGGAAGAAAGAGAAAAAGAUGCAAAAAGGCUCAAAGAAUUUUUGGAAGAUUAUGAUGACGAUCGGGAUGAUGUUAAAUUUUAUAAGGGACGUGAACUUCAAAGACGACUAGCAGAAAGGGUGAAAGAAGCUGAAAUGGACAGUAGGGAUCGACUUAAAGAGAAGGAAGAGCUAGAUGAAUUGAAAAAUGAAAUAUUCUCUAGUGAAGUCGAAGAUCCAAAUGCAGAAUUCGAAAGAAUGAAAAAAGAAAUGGAAGAGCUAUAUAAACCCAAAUUACUCAUUGAUGUCAAUUUGGAACAUUGGAAGCAGAAGGAGAGAGAAAAAGAAAGAGAACUGGAGAGGCAAAAGGCAAGAGAAAGAGAGCGUCAUAGAGAAUAUGAAAGGGAAAAAGAAAGACAGAAAAUGAAAGAAGAACGGGAAAAAUCUUCCAGAUAUGUAUUAAAACAGGCUGCCGAGGAAUUGGCAGCAGUAGAAGCUGAACCAAUCGACAGUGAUAGUGACAUCGACGGACCUCAUUACAGUCCACCAGCUCCGGUUAACGAUGAUGACGCUUCAAACGAUAAUUCAAGUAACGCCCAGUGGACACAAGUUCAGGGAGGGGACGAAGAUUCAAGGCAGUCUUUCGUUUCCAAUCAUGACGAAACUCCCGCUAUGACUACCGGGACGGGAUUGAAAAUAAACCUUUCGAAACCUAUGGCUUUCAGUCCGCAAAAUCAAAGAGGAGAUGCCAAAAGAAAAAAGGCCGAUCUGAGGGAGAUUUUUAAUCCCGAUGAAGAUGAUAAUAAUACUCAGGUCAAAAAGCGAAAAUUAGUUCCAAUUGAUUACAACGAGGAGAAGAAAACAAAAAAAGACAAAGAAAAUGGGGAUAAAAAAUCUGAGGAUACCCAAAAAUCUCAAGAGGAGAAGAGGAAGCACAUUAAGACUUUGAUCGAAAAUAUCCCUACUGAAAAAAAUGCGUUAUUCGCGCACAAGUUGGAUUGGGCCGCUAUCGAUAAUCAACUUAUGGAGAAGAAGAUUCGGCCGUGGAUCAAUAAGAAGAUCAUCGAAUAUAUUGGCGAACCCGAGCCAACCCUGGUGGAUUUUAUUUGUUCGAAAGUUCUAGCGGGAUCUCCUCCUCAAGUAAUUCUGGAAGAUGUACAGAUGGUAUUGGAUGAAGAAGCAGAAGUAUUCGUUGUAAAAAUGUGGAGAUUAUUAAUUUAUGAAGUGGAAGCAAAAAAGUUAGGAUUAGUGAAGUAAUUUGUAAAGUACUAAUUUUUAAAUAUAAGUUUAAUAUUUUGAAUAA
Molecule: messenger RNA, 2829 nt
Organism: Harmonia axyridis
Lineage: Eukaryota; Metazoa; Arthropoda; Insecta; Coleoptera; Coccinellidae
Product: RNA-binding protein 25
Exons: 13
Coding region: 291-2783 (830 amino acids)
Biological process (GO): regulation of alternative mRNA splicing, via spliceosome; mRNA processing
Cellular component (GO): spliceosomal complex
Molecular function (GO): mRNA binding
Source: RefSeq, a predicted model, not a curated record